This is a messenger RNA of Thunnus maccoyii (southern bluefin tuna), 1679 nucleotides long. RefSeq names its product MID1 interacting protein 1, like (gene mid1ip1l). Gene Ontology annotation, biological process: regulation of lipid biosynthetic process. NCBI's taxonomy places the organism in Eukaryota, Metazoa, Chordata, Actinopteri, Scombriformes, Scombridae. The coding region runs from base 235 to 753 and encodes 172 amino acids. The record is from RefSeq and is a predicted model, not a curated record. Gene Ontology annotation, cellular component: cytosol. The transcript is spliced from 2 exons.
UCAGCCGCUUGUCAGCUAAGGAAAGUCUCUUUUUCCUUCCCGGCGGGUGGUGUGCGGAGCCUGAGAAGACUUGGUAAAUCUAACCAGCACGCCAAGAAACGUUUUCCUCAGGUUACCUCGUGGUUCAGAUCAGCCACCUCAAAAAAAAAAAAAAAAACCAAAACCACCAAGCGACUCUGCCUUAGCUCCACCUGCCAGCUACACUGUAACCAAGCCGACCUAAAAGCCUUCAAGAUGAUGCAGAUCAGCAGUGACUCAGCCAGCAACAAGCACUCCCUCAUCAACGUCAUGCACCGCUUCAUCGCAGCCGCCAACAACAUGGAUGAAACCAUCAUGGUGCCGAGCCUGCUGAGAGACGUGCCGCUGGAUGAGCAGCAGCAGCAGCAGCAGGCAGCGGUGGUGGUGGCUGCAAGCAAGAUGGAGGCCAACAACAACGAGCCGCCGUGCCCUAACAAGCAGAGGGACAUGUACGAGCACUACCUGCUCCUCAAGUCCAUAAAGAACGACAUGGAGUGGGGGCUGCUGAAGAGGGAGAUGAGUAGCGGCGCCAGCUUCUUGGAGAUGGCGGUGAAACAAGAGGAGCAGCAGCCAGUCACCGGGGAACUGCUGCUUGACGACAACUCGGACCUGGAGCACCAGUUCCACUACCACCUCAGGGGACUGUUUGGAGUUCUGUCCAAGCUCACAAUGCAAGCAGACCACCUCACCAACAGAUACAAGAGAGAAAUCGGAGGCGGAAACUUCAUGAGAUAGAAGUCUCCCACCAUUUCUUCUUCUUCUUUCUUUGUUUAUCCAAGGAGGGUUGCGUUUAGGGGCAACUGGACGACCUUCAACCCUCCUCGGAUAACAUCACAUCUUUUUUUUUUUUUUUCUUUUUUUUUUUUUUCUUUCUUCUCCCCUCGGACUGCUUGACUUGCAACAAUGGGAUGUGUUGUGAGGAGGAGGCCCCAUCUCUUCAUAAUGGAUCGCAGUGGACAGUGAACUGACCAGGGCAACCACUUUGUGACUUCUCUCACUCCUAGAUAACGACACUCCAACUUCUCCCCCUUCUUCUUCUCUUCCUCUUCUUCCUCGCCACCCUUCCUUGCAGCACCCCUCCCAAAAUACCUGAAACCAGUGACACCUGCACGUGUCGCCUGCCUGCCUGGCUGUCUGUCUCGUCAGCGCAGCAGUCGACACUUUGUGCUCGGCGGAGGUUUUAUUAAGUCUGUAAUCAAGUCCAGAUGAAGCACAGCUCUGGUUUAUGCAGAAACUCGUCCUCUCGUCUUUUGUUCAUUUCAAAAAUUUUGAACAUGAAUUUGUCACCAGAUUGUCUGAUUUGUGAAUAAAAAGAAGGUUUCUGACUGUAGGAGAAAUUGAAUGCUGGUUAUUCUGUCCCUCCUUUUUAAAAACAUAUAAAUGAUUUUUUUUUUUUUCUUUUCUUUUUAACGCUGAGCUGAAGGGCUCCUUACUGCAGAGUUUCUACAUCUUUCCUCUUGGUAUUACUGUAACAUGGCGUGCCUUGACUUUUUGUACACCCUCAUGCCCUGUUCAGUUGGCUCCCAUUGUCUUCACUACGGAAAUGGAACUUCAAGGUGUUGUAAUGAAAUGACUCAUUUUAUUUGUCCUUGGAUAUUUCAAAAACCAUUUUUAUAUUAAGCAGUAAUGCAGUAAAACUGAAAUAAAUAAUUGGAAACUGA